Molecule: messenger RNA, 1036 nt
Organism: Aethina tumida (small hive beetle)
Lineage: Eukaryota; Metazoa; Arthropoda; Insecta; Coleoptera; Nitidulidae
Gene: kri
Product: uracil phosphoribosyltransferase homolog
Exons: 5
Coding region: 142-798 (218 amino acids)
Source: RefSeq, a predicted model, not a curated record
CACCUCUGGAUCGUCGCCAAAAAACAAUUUUUAGGACUGCGGAAAUCGUUCCGAUCCGAAGCAGCCACUAACCUAGCUUUUCAUUGCUUUGUCAGAAAGUGAGAAGUUUAAGUCAUUUAACUUACAAUUAACAGGUUUAAAAUGGGCAGUGUGGAAGUGGAGCACAUGAACAUUUAUUGUAAGGAAUAUGACAGUCUGAAAGUUUUACAUGCUCAUGACCAAAUAAAAGAAUUGCAAUCCAUCCUCAGGGACAAAAACACAACUCGGAGUGAUUUUAAAUUUUACGCCGAUCGCCUUAUUCGCCUAGUGAUAGAAGAGAGUCUGAAUCAACUGCCUUUUACGGAUUGCAAAGUUACUACACCCACUGGUGCCACUUACAAUGGUCUCAAAUACAAAUCUGGUAAUUGUGGAGUUUCGAUAGUUAGAUCUGGUGAAUCCAUGGAGCAAGGAUUGAGGGACUGUUGCAGAAGUAUAAGAAUAGGCAAAAUCCUUGUGGAAUCUGAUGCAGAAACUCAUGAAGCAAGAGUUGUGUAUGCUCGAUUCCCAGAAGAUAUAUCUCAGAGACAUGUGUUACUGAUGUAUCCUAUUAUGUCAACUGGCAAUACUGUCAGUAAAGCUGUGAAUGUGCUAAAGGAACAUGGAGUAAAAGAAGAAUGCAUUAUAUUGAGCAAUUUGUUUUGCACACCAGCUGCUGUACAGACUGUUCUUGACUCAUAUCCUAAAAUGAAAAUAUUGACAUCAGAAGUACAUCCAGUAGCACCAAAUCAUUUUGGACAAAAAUAUUUUGGAACAGAUUGAAGACUGAUUUUAUCAUUGUCAAAUGAAUAUUUUUAGAUAUAUUACAUUUAUUAAUUGUUAAAUACCUAUGCAAUUUAAUGUGUUGGCUUAAAUAAGUCAGUAUUAGGUAUUAUUAAUUUAAACUUUAGUUUAAUUUUAUCUGGUAAUUGUUUUAUGUAUAUUUUAAUUAAGGAUAUUUAUUAUUUUUGUAAUAUAAUUGUUGAUAUAGAUAUGACAAAUAAAUAAAUUACUAGUCGAA